This is a messenger RNA of Didymodactylos carnosus, 933 nucleotides long. NCBI's taxonomy places the organism in Eukaryota, Metazoa, Rotifera, Eurotatoria, Philodinida, Philodinidae. The record is from the annotation of a GenBank genome assembly.
AUGAGUUUCACAACUGACGAUAGCCUUAUGACCCUAUUGCGAACAACAAUAAUCAUUCAAGGAAGAAAAUGUGGUUUAGAUGAUAUUCAUAUUGAUGCUGUAGAAAAAAUAGCUGAUACAACAAUUAAUUUUCUAAAAAAUAUUCUUGAACAAUUAGCCAAUGAUUGCUCAAAAACAUCCACGUUGCCUUUAUCAUCAUUUGAUUUACAAAAUGUUCUUCGUCUGAAUCCUCAUAUAGUUCCAUGUCGAUCAUUAUAUUUUUCUCUAAUGGAAACAAUCAAUCAUUCUUUAGAACACGAAACAUCGUUAGAUAAUAAUAUAAAACUUUUUCAGUUUUCACAGCAAUACAGAAUGGUAUUUGUGAAACUUGAAAGGGCUCUAAAACGAGCUGAUGAAGAUGUGAUUAUGAGUUUUUUAAAAUAUGGGGAACAGAAGUGUAUAGCUGCAAGACAAACAGAACAAAAUGCUAUCGUAGAUAUUGACGACGUGAAAAAAUUACAAACACCAGAAAGUUUAUUAUUGGGUAUUGUUUCCGGUGAAUCCCAAUUAAAUCAUGCUGAUCGUGAUAUUUUAGCACUAUGGUUAAAAUUUGUUUGUGAAUCUUAUAAACGAUGUUUAGAUUUAUUAAAAAACAAUAAUCGUGUUGAAAAAAUUUAUCAAGAUGUUGCAAGAUCAUCACACUACUCUUAUGAUGAUCAACGAGAGAAUUGUGAAACACCUCAAAAUAGAAAUACUGGCGAUGGUUCAGCAAAACAAAUCAGGAAUGGCAUCGGAGAAAUGGACUCCAAGAGCAACAUUACCACCUACAUCAUCAAAGUCAGUGAAUUUGGUUAUUUGUCACUUGUGCACAAUAACUGGUUGCUUCUUUUAGGCGGAAUAGACUUAAAUGUCUUAAAGAAUCAAUUGAAUCUGCUCGGCACGAUUAGUAGAUGA